AUGGGUAAUACAAGUUCAAAGAAAUCCGCACCAUCUAGUGCCGCUGAAUCACUAGUUCUUAAUACCACGGCUAUUUCUGUUGUUGGACAACGAAAUCUAGAAAAUUUUGUUGUUAUUUGGUGUGAUAGUACUAUCGAUAAAACAACUGAGAGUUACCAAUAUCAAGUUUAUUUACGGCAAAUUGUUAAUUAUUUAAAGACGUUUAAUAAUCCUGAGCAUUGCCACGCUUAUAUUAAAAGUAUAAAAGAUGAAAAAAUAUUUCUUGUUAUUUCUGGUACAUUUGGACAGCAAUUAGUGCCGAUAAUACAUCCGUUACCGCAGCUGGAGUCCGUCUAUAUAUUUUGCAUUGAUCUAGAAAAGCAUAAGCUAUGGUCUAAGCACUAUGAAAAAGUACGUGGUGUAUUUGCCCAAUUGAAACCAAUUUGUCAGCAGUUACAAAAUGAUAUUGCUGUGUGUACAAAUGAAAUGAUAUCUAUGAAUGUCCUCAGCAGAGCAGUAUCAUCAUCAACGACUGCAACAGUAGCAUCAACGGCGAAUAUUAAUAAGCAAGAAGUUACAUUCAUGUAUUCUCAAUUACUGAAAUACCUAUUAAUUGAAAUGAAACACGAUGCAGUUCAUGCUAAUCAAGAAAUGAUUGAGGAAUGUCAACAACAAUAUUUGCACAAUGAUAAAGAUAUACAAAUUGUUCAUGAAUUCAAAGAAAAAUAUCAACGAGAACAUGCCAUCUGGUGGUAUACGCGUGAUUGCUUUUUAUAUCGUAUAUUAAACAAAGCACUACGAAUGCAAGAUGUUGACAUUUUAUAUAAAUUUAGAUUUUUUAUUGCUGAUCUUCAUCUACAAUUAAAAGAAACAACAAAUAUAAAGUCUAUGAUAAUCGUCUAUCGUGGACAAGGUAUGAAUGUUAAUGAAUUUGAAAAUUUAACAAAAACAUGCGGUGGGCUAUUAUCAAUAAACCAUUUUUUGUCUACAAGUAAGAACAAAAAAAUAGCAUUGUCAUUCGCCAGUCAAUCAAUAAAUCGUUCGGGAAUUGUAGCGGUUUUAUUUGAAAUGAAAAUAAAUCCAAAAAUUCGUAAAAGCCCAUUUAGUGAUAUUUCAAAAUUAAGCUUUUAUCCUAAGGAAGAUGAAGUUCUAUUUUCUAUGGGCACUGUUUUUCGAAUUCAAUCAGUUGAGAAAGAUAAAAAAAACGUCGGUAUUUGGAAUGUAUCGUUAGUAUUGACUGAUGAUGAAGAUGAAAACUUGAAGCAAUUAGAAGAACACCUGAAAAAAGAGAUUGAAGCAGGUAAUAAUGCUGUACUGUCUCUAGCAAAAUUAAUGUCUGCAAUGGGCGAUUUUGAACGAAGUGAACAUUUUUAUCAGCUAUUAUUAAAUGAUAAAACAAUGACACAUCCUUUUGAUCUUUGUGUGUUAAAUAAUGAUUUAGGAAAUAAUUACAGAGAUAAAGGUGAUCUUGUACGAGCUACUGAAUGCUUUCAAACAGCUCUACGAUUGGGUCUAACAUGUCUACCAUCCACUGAUCAUCGAUUAGCAACAAUGUAUAAUAACAUUGCCUCUAUAUUCUAUGAUAAAGGAGAGUACGAUCAAGCUGCGGAGUAUUUACAGAAAGCAGUUUCCAUUCUUCGUUCAAAUGAUUUAUCAACACCGAAAUUGUUGUUAGAAUUAGCGCGAUGUUAUAAUAAUAUUGGUGAAAUAUAUUCUAAUCAGAGAAAAUUUGCUGAAUCAUUAGAAUUUCUCAAUAAAUCAUUGGAAAUUCGUCGAAAUAAUCUGCCCCCAAAUCAUCCUGAUAUUGCUACGGUUUAUAAUAACAUCGGUAUGUUAUACAGUGCUCAAAGUGAUUCUUCAACAUCACUAAAAUAUUUGGAAAAAACACUUGAAAUCAAGGUAAAUUCAUUACCACCUGGCCAUCCAGACUUUGCUCUAACAUAUAAUAAUAUGGCAAUGGCGUUCUAUCGGUUGGGAAAAUAUGAUGAGGCAAUGAAUUAUAUCACUAAAGCAGUUACUAUAGCUAAUACAUCAUUCCCACCUGGACAUCCAUAUAUUGCCGGCUUUCAAAACAAUUUGGAACAAAUCCGUACAUUACAAUCAAUUGCUAUACGUAUGGAUGCUCUACAAUUAAAGGAAAAUUAA
This is a messenger RNA of Rotaria sp. Silwood1, 2124 nucleotides long. Lineage: Eukaryota; Metazoa; Rotifera; Eurotatoria; Philodinida; Philodinidae. The record is from the annotation of a GenBank genome assembly.